AUGGCUGGCUGUGUGUUUCCAAUGGGACCAGAGAGCUUUCAGCGCUUCACGCCGGACUCCCUGGCGGCCAUCGAGCAGCGCAUCGCCCAGGAGAGGGCCCGACGCAGCAAACACUACCAGGAGGACCUGGGUGACGUGGUGCUCCCCCGGCGCCGGCCCGACCUGGAGGCAGGAAAACAGCUGCCGCGCAUCUUCGCCGACAUCCCGUCUCAUCUGGUGGGCGUUCCCCUGGAGGACAUCGACCAGUACUACUUCAAAGACAAGAGGACCUUCGUAGUCCUGAACAAAGGGAAGGCCAUCUUCCGCUUCACUGCCACGUCAGCGCUCUACAUCUUCAGCCCGUUCAACCUCAUCCGCAGAAUCGCCAUCAAGAUCCUGGUCCACUCAUAUCCUUACGCUGCUGCUGCUGUCAGAGGGUUGACCUUUGACCCCCGGCUGCAGCAGCUCUGCUGCGUGUCGGUGGAUCUGAUAAAGUGCCCAGAUGGGUUUGACUGUCUGAAGGCAGGAAAGAACCCCAACUACGGCUACACCAGCUUCGACAGCUUCGGCUGGGCCUUCCUGUCCUUGUUUCGCCUGAUGACUCAGGACUACUGGGAAAACCUCUACCACCAGACGCUGCGUUCGGCCGGUAAGACCUACAUGGUGUUCUUCGUGGUGGUGAUCUUCCUGGGCUCCUUCUACCUGGUCAACCUCAUCCUGGCCGUGGUGGCCAUGGCAUACGAGGAGCAGAACCAGGCCACCAUCGCCGAGGCCAGCCAGAAAGAACGGGAGUUUCAGGUUGCGAUGGAGAUGCUGAAGAAGGAGCAGCAGGUCGCCGCCCAGAAACUCCUCGACUCGGACUCGAUCGUGUCACCAGAUACCUCCCCGUUCGGUCUGCCAUUGGACCGCGUGGAGGAUCGGAGACGGAGUCAGGCGCUUGUGGGCGUGACCGACGUGGAAGCGAACCUAUCGGAGGAGAAGCUGCUGCAGGUGGACUUGACAGACGGGGGAAAGCCCCUCCACCCGCUCCUCGCUCGCUCCUUCUCCUCGAGGACGCGGCGAAGCAGCCAGGUCUCCUCCAUCUUCAACUUCCGUCUGAGGAGCCGGGGGUCGGAGGGGGAGAUGGCCGACGACGAGUACAGCGUCCCGGGCGACGUGGUGGACGGUGUCGGGGGUCGGACCUACAGCGGCGGGACCUUCAGCGGCAUCUUGCCCCACCCGUGGCCCAAACGACGACCCAGCACCUACAGCAACGCCAGCAGGAACUCCCAGGUAUUCUAUCCAACUCUAAACGUUAACGGGAAGCUGUUUGUUGCAAUGGACCAGAACGGGGUUUCCCCACCUUCGCUGCAGGGGCAGCUGCCUGCCUGCACCAUGGAGAAGGUCAAGGAGGAAAGUGUCCCUACCUCCACCACUGAGCUCAGUACGAUGCUGCUCCCUCGGCCCUCGUCCACUCAGGACUCAGUGAGGAGGGGGCGGACCCUCAGCGCUGCCAGCUACCUCACUGACGCCAUGGAAGAGCUGGAAGAGGCCCAUAAGAAGUGCCACCCGUGCUGGUACGUGUUCGCCCACCGGUACCUGGUGUGGGAGUGCUCCCCCAGCUGGCGGAGGCUGAAGCAGCUGGUGAACAUCAUGGUCAUGGACCCCUUCCUGGACCUCGCCAUCACCGUCUGCAUCGUCCUCAACACGCUCUUCAUGGCCAUGGAGCACUACCCCAUGACGGACGAGUUCAACGGCAUGCUGAGCAUCGGAAACCUGGUGUUCUCGGGGAUCUUCACGCUGGAGAUGGUGCUGAAGAUCAUCGCUCUGGAUCCGUACUACUACUUCCAGACGGGCUGGAACAUCUUCGACAGCAUCAUCGUCUGUCUCAGCCUCAUGGAGCUGGGCCUGUCCGACGUGGAGGGGCUCAGCGUGUUGCGCUCCUUUAGACUGCUCCGCGUGUUCAAGCUCGCCCGCUCGUGGCCGACCCUCAACACCCUGAUCAAGAUCAUCGGGAACUCCAUGGGCGCCCUGGGCAACCUGACGCUCGUCCUCGCCAUCAUCGUCUUCAUCUUCGCAGUGGUCGGCAUGCAGCUGUUCGGAAAGAACUACCAGGACUGCGUGUGUAAGAUCUCCAAGGACUGCACUCUUCCCCGGUGGCACAUGAAGGACUUCUUCCACUCCUUCCUCAUCGUCUUCCGGGUCCUGUGUGGCGAGUGGAUCGAGACCAUGUGGGACUGCAUGGAGGUGGCGGGUCAGCCGCUCUGCCUGCUGGUCUUCAUGCUGGUCAUGGUCAUCGGGAACCUGGUGCUGCUGAACCUCUUCCUGGCUCUGCUCCUCAGCAGCUUCAGCUCAGACAACCUGUCGGCUCCAGACGACGACGGGGAGAUGAACAACCUGCACAUCGCCAUCCACCGGAUCACCAGAGGCCUGGCCUGGUGCCGCAGACAGGUGGUGGAUUUCUUCAACGGGAACCUGAAGCGGCGCCGCCAGAAGAGGAAGGAGGCCAAAGCGAUGAUGAAGCUCAAGCGCCUGAGCAGCAUCCACACGGAGGCCAACGGCGCCGUCAUCGGUACAUCUGGCUCUUUAGGCCGCCACGUGGAGAAGUACGUGGUGCCGGAGGACGACAGCUACAUGACCAACCCCAACCUCACCAUCAGCGUGCCCAUCGCACCCGGGGAGUCAGACCUGGAGUUCCCUGAGGAGGAGGACGAGGAGGAGGAGGAGGAGGGGGACGAGGAGCAGAGCGAGGGCUCCGAGGAGGAAGAGGAGGAGGAGCAGAGGGAGGAGAAAGACGCUAUCAGCCUAUCAGAGGGCAGCACGGUGGACCUGAGGAAGCCGGGAGAGGAAGAGGACGAGGACUCAGAGACGGCUGAAGAGGCCAUGGAACCCGACAACUGCUUCCCAGACUUCUGUGUCUCCAGGUUCCAGUGCUGUCAGGUGGACACCUCAGCCGGUCUGUGUCAGACCUGGUGGCGUCUGAGGAAGACCUGCUACCAGAUCGUAGAGCACAGCUGGUUCGAGUCCUUCAUCAUCUUCAUGAUCCUGCUGAGCUCGGGAGCCCUGGCCUUUGAGGACAUCUACAUCGAGCAGAGGAAGGUGGUCAAGGUGGUGCUGGAGUACGCGGACAAGAUCUUUACCUACAUCUUCAUCCUGGAGAUGUUGCUCAAGUGGCUCGCUUACGGCUUCAAGAAGUACUUCACCAACUACUGGUGCUGGCUCGACUUCCUCAUCGUCGAUGUGUCUCUGGUCAGCUUGGUGGCCAACACGUUGGGUUAUUCAGACUUUGCAGCCAUCAAGUCUCUGAGGACGCUCCGGGCCCUGAGGCCCCUGAGGGCCCUCUCCAGAUUUGAAGGCAUGAGGGUGGUGGUGAACGCUCUGAUCGGGGCCAUCCCCUCCAUCAUGAACGUGCUGCUGGUCUGCCUCAUCUUCUGGCUCAUCUUCAGCAUCAUGGGCGUCAACCUCUUCGCCGGGAAGUUCGGCCGCUGCGUCAACCGCACGGGCCACAUGUACGAGUUCGCCUUCAUCAACAACAAGUCUGAGUGCGAGGCGCUCAACAACACCGCGCUCUACUACUGGACCAAGGUCAAGGUCAACUUCGACAACGUCGGGGCCGGAUACCUUGCACUGCUGCAAGUGGCGACCUUCAAAGGCUGGAUGGAGAUCAUGUACGCUGCGGUCGAUUCACGAGCUGUUGAAGAGCAGCCGAUCAAGGAGAUCAAUCUCUACAUGUACCUGUACUUUGUCAUCUUCAUCAUCUUCGGCUCCUUCUUCACCCUCAACCUCUUCAUCGGCGUCAUCAUCGAUAACUUCAACCAGCAGAAGCGAAAGUUAGGAGGGCAGGACAUCUUCAUGACGGAGGAGCAGAAGAAGUACUACAAUGCCAUGAAGAAACUGGGUUCUAAGAAACCCCAGAAGCCCAUCCCCCGACCUCUGAACUCUCUGCAGGGCUUCUUCUUCGACCUGGCGGGGAAGCAGGCCUUCGACAUCAUCAUCAUGGUGCUGAUCCUCUUCAACAUGAUCACCAUGAUGGUGGAGACGGACGAGCAGUCGCCUCAGAUGGAGUACAUCCUGAACAACAUCAACCUGGCCUUCAUCAUCGUCUUCACCUUCGAGUGCCUCGUGAAGAUCGUGGCGCUGCGAUGCUACUUCUUCACCGUCGGCUGGAACAUCUUCGACUUCGUGGUCGUCAUCCUCUCCAUCGUCGGUAUCGUGCUUGCGGACAUCAUCGAGAAGUACUUUGUGUCGCCGACGCUGUUCCGAGUGAUUCGAUUGGCCCGUAUCGGACGAAUUCUGCGUCUCAUCCGAGGCGCCAAGGGCAUCCGGACGUUACUGUUCGCCCUCAUGAUGUCCCUUCCCGCCCUCUUCAACAUCGGACUGCUCCUCUUCCUGGUCAUGUUCAUCUACGCCAUCUUCGGCAUGGCCAACUUCGCCUACGUGAAGCGGCAGGCGGGGAUCGACGACAUGUUCAACUUCGAGACGUUCGGGAACAGCAUGAUCUGCUUGUUCCAGAUCACCACCUCCGCCGGCUGGGACAGCCUGCUGAGCCCCAUCCUCAACAACUCCCCCGAGGAGUGCAACGCCAACAUCCCCCACACCGGCACCACCGUGCGGGGCAACUGCGGGAACCCGUCGGUGGGCAUCACCUUCUUCGUCACCUACAUCAUCAUCUCCUUCCUCAUCGUGGUGAACAUGUACAUCGCCAUCAUCCUGGAGAACUUCAGCGUGGCCACGGAGGAGAGCACCGAGCCGCUGAGCGAGGACGACUUCGAGAUGUUCUACGAGGUUUGGGAGAAGUUCGACUCCGAGGCCACCCAGUUCAUCGAGUACGCCAAGCUGUCCGACUUCGCGGACUCGCUGUCGGAGCCGCUGCGCAUCAGCAAGCCUAACAAGAUCAAGCUGAUCUCCAUGGACCUCCCCAUGGUCAGCGGGGACAAGAUCCACUGCCUGGACAUCCUCUUCGCCUUCACCAAGCGCGUCCUGGGCGAGUCGGGCGAGAUGGACGCCCUCAAGCAGCAGAUGGAGGAGAAGUUCAUGAUGGCCAACCCGUCCAAGAUCUCCUACGAGCCCAUCACGACCACCCUGAGGCGGAAGCAAGAGGACGUCUCCGCCACGGUGAUCCAGAGGUGCUACCGCAGACACCUGGUGCGGCGGCAGCUGAAGGCCGCCUCCUACCUGUACCGCCAGAUCACCACGCCGCGGCACGCAAGGGAGGAAGGCGAGGAAGGAGGAGGCGAGGAAGCGUUCGAGGAAGCGCCGGAGAAAGAAGGGCUCAUCGCCGCCAUGAUGAGGGAGAACUACGGCUCCAGCUUGUUGGGGAUAGACCGCUCCGAGACCGUCUCCUCCACCUCGUCCCCGCCGUCCUACAACAGCGUGACGCGAGCCACGUCGGAGGUCUUUCGCCCGAUCGCCGCCAAGACGGAAACGAUAGCCGGCGACAGCGACGGCGGCAGCGAACCGAGCGAACGAUCGCCCGCGAAGGUCGACCCUCGAGGGCGGAAGGGAACUGGACCGUAG
Molecule: messenger RNA, 5475 nt
Organism: Cyclopterus lumpus (lumpfish)
Lineage: Eukaryota; Metazoa; Chordata; Actinopteri; Perciformes; Cyclopteridae
Product: sodium channel protein type 2 subunit alpha-like
Exons: 27
Coding region: 1-5475 (1824 amino acids)
Biological process (GO): neuronal action potential; sodium ion transmembrane transport; membrane depolarization during action potential
Cellular component (GO): plasma membrane; voltage-gated sodium channel complex; axon
Molecular function (GO): protein binding; voltage-gated sodium channel activity
Source: RefSeq, a predicted model, not a curated record